UCCUCCGCCAAUUUUGAUUCCCCCGCAUUACUUGAAAAAAAAAAUUGAUAACCAAGUCAUUUGAGAGCAUAUAAUUCAUUAACGCUCUUUGGUCCAUAUGGGGCAAGGUCAUUCAACCCAGCAACAGGACGCCAAUGAGUCGAAGGAGGGUCCCGAGAAAAGAGACUACUAUGAACUCCUCGAGGUAGAACAAGAUGCCUCACAGGAAGAAAUAAAGAAGGCCUACCGAAAAAAGGCCCUCGAGCUUCAUCCAGAUAAGAACUAUGGGAACGUAGAAGCCACGACAAAAUUAUUUGCGGAGGUUCAGUCCGCCUACGAAGUACUUUCUGAUCCACAGGAACGGUCCUGGUAUGAUUCUCACCGUGAUGCCUUUCUGGGAAACAAUGGAAGCGCCGAAACGACGGACUACUCAUAUAAUACCCGAAUGACAACGUCGGCCGAAGUUUUGAAGCUAUUUUCUAGGUUCAGCCCUCAAAUGGAGUUCUCUGACUCUCCUAGCGGUUUCUAUGGGGGUCUUCGUGACACUUUCGCGCAGCUUGCCUCGGAGGAAGAGAUGGCUUGCCGUUGGGAGAACAUCGAAAUAAUUGAGUACCCGUCUUUUGGGUCUCGUGAUGAUGAUUUGGAGGUUGUACGCCAAUUUUAUGCAGUGUGGAGCAGCUUUUCGACUAAAAAGUCCUUCUCAUGGAAGGAUACUUAUCGCUACUCGGACGCUCCAGAUCGUCGCGUUCGUAGGCUGAUGGAGAAAGAAAACAGACGCCUUCGAGAAGGUGCUAUUCGCGAGUUUAACGAUGCCGUAAGGUCGCUUGUAGCUUUUGUUAAAAAGCGCGACCCACGUUACAAAUCUUAUAAGGAAACUCAAUCGCAGCAGCAUGAAGUACUUCGGCAAUCCGCUGCUGCACAGGCGACAAGAUCACGGGCAGCGAAUCAAGCAAAAUUGCGCAACCAUAUUGUACAAGAAUGGGCGAAGUCUGAGAACCUUGAAGCAAAUGAAUCGGAAAGCUCCGAGAGCGAUGACGAACAUUUCGAGUGCAUCGUUUGCAACAAAACUUUCAAAACUCAAAAUCAGUUUCAGGCUCAUGAACGUAGCAAGAAGCAUCUCAAAGCUGUAAAGCAGCUUUGUUGGGAGAUGAGAUUACAAGAUGAAACGCUUGAGUUAAACGGGGGUUUGGGUAGCUAUGAAGACCCAGUACAAAAAGAUGAUUCCCUUCAGAAUGACUCGGUGACUGCUAUAUGCCCAACACUUGAACAAAAUAUUGGGCAGUCGGAUAUUGAAAGCAACCAGGAGCCGGGCAUUAUCACUAGCCCUCAAGUAUCUGGAAGGAAAUCUGAUACUACUAGCUCAGGUGGCAGCAAAACGACUCGCGCCCAGACGCUCUCGCCUGAUGCCACAUUGUGGUCAAAAGACGGAUCAGAUUAUAUCGCCAGAGAAACUCUGGAAGACCGGUUAGGGCUAAGGGAUUCACAUGCCCCUGGAGAACCCGAAGGAGAUAGCUUGGAUGAAUUGUCCGAGAGAUUAUCAACUUCAAAGCUCGACCCACCCCGCCCAUCGCCUACGAAGAUUGGGAAAGCAAAACAAAAGCGUGCUAAAAAGGCUCAGCUUGAGAAGGAAGCAAGCACAUUGAAAUGUACCGCUUGCAACGAUUCCUUUUCUUCGCGGAAUCAGCUCUUUUCCCAUAUCAAGUUAGACCACACGAACAACGAAAGAAAAAGCCAUAGAAAUUAGGAAAUUAAUAUCAGAUUAUAGUAUAUCAG
Molecule: messenger RNA, 1752 nt
Organism: Aspergillus ochraceoroseus IBT 24754
Lineage: Eukaryota; Fungi; Ascomycota; Eurotiomycetes; Eurotiales; Aspergillaceae
Product: putative C2H2 finger domain protein
Exons: 2
Coding region: 98-1723 (541 amino acids)
Cellular component (GO): cytoplasm
Molecular function (GO): zinc ion binding; nucleic acid binding
Source: RefSeq, a predicted model, not a curated record